Aureobasidium melanogenum CBS 110374 is the source of this 858-nucleotide messenger RNA. RefSeq lists its product as uncharacterized. The record is from RefSeq and is a predicted model, not a curated record. NCBI's taxonomy places the organism in Eukaryota, Fungi, Ascomycota, Dothideomycetes, Dothideales, Saccotheciaceae. The transcript has a single exon. The coding region runs from base 1 to 858 and encodes 285 amino acids.
AUGCCAUAUAGGCCAAUUGGUCUGAAAGAAACCUUGGAAGAAACUGGAAAGUCUGCUCACCAGGUUUUCGAAGAACCCGACAUGCUUUCGACACUGCGGCUGAUGCUGGAUGCUGUAUCUUCAACCGAAUGCAUCGUCAGAAGGCUCGAGGUUGCCAUAGAUUCCGUAAAACCAUCGCCGCGUGGCCGCGAGUGGUACAAAGCCCCGCACAUUCGGCAAUCAAGAAGACCACUACACAUGCCUGGCGAAGAAUUCCAUAUCGACAUCAAAUGGCACACGAUCUAUGGUCGGAAGAAUGAUCUGGCUCCUGGUUUGUUACCAGCAAUCAUCGAAAGGACGCCGAAAAAUCUCAAAUGCUUCUCAUUGCAUUCAGAUUGUGAUCCUCGCCGGUUCGAAGGAUUGUUGUUGGACAAGGUCUCCUGGCUGCGCUGGUAUGACGCUCUGGAGGAGAUAUCACUGAACAAGCUAUGCUUGACAGCACAACAGCUGCGCGAGUUCCUUGAGUUUCACAAGCCUUCGUUGAAACGCUUGACUCUUUCGCAGUUGAUUCUUAUCGGAGACUGGGACCGUCUUCUCUUCUGGAUCUCUCAAACCCUCACCCUCGAACAAUUCAAGCUUGAUCGAGGCUACAUAGUGACGGAACCAGGCGAUCAGUAUGCAGAUGAUUGGCGGUAUACAAAAGAGUGGUAUACCACAGGUUGCCAGCUCCAAGGCAAACAGGCGGUGCAUGAAGGCUUGGAUGUGUUCAUCAGACAACAAGCUAUAGACAGAGAGGCAGAAGAGCAAAGACGGAGGGAAGAAGAGCGUCGUUCAUCCCGCCUUCUUAGGCGCAGCCUCCGGGCACGCCCUCGGCAAUAG